CAAGCACUUAAGCCACAGAAGCAAAACUCAAUUUUAAUUCUCCCUGUGAAAAUAAAAGCCUCUGAAAUAUCCAGGUAUCUAUACGAGUGACGUAUAUUGUGCUCUGUGUUACGGCAAGUCAAUCAUCGUCACCACUAAUUUGUGUCGGUUUAAGUGUAUUCGGAGGAAGGAAAUAUGUUUAAAACGUCAUUUGACGGUUAAGGAAAACAUGGUUGAUUCCAGCGGAUCGAUACUGUAAUGAGCGCAGUAAUAAGAAGAUUAAAAAAAUGGCGAUAGGGCGAACGCUGUCUCUGGCAAGGGCAGUAGCAGAAAGGGUUGUAGAGGCGCCAACCGUAAGAGCAAGGCGAGAGGCACUGACAUUGACGGACACGGCUGCUAAAAGAAUUCGUGAACUUCUCGAAUUGCGACAGAAACCCUUUUUGAGAUUGGGGGUCAAGGCUCGCGGAUGCAAUGGACUCUCUUAUACACUUAAUUAUGCAGAUGAGAAAGGAAAAUUUGAUGAACUAGUGGAGGAUAAAGGAGUCCAAGUUUUGAUUGAUCCAAGAGCACUCAUGCAUGUUAUUGGGACUAAAAUGGACUUUGUGGAGGAUAGACUUAAGUCAGAGUUUGUAUUCAUCAAUCCAAAUUCUAAAGGAGAAUGUGGCUGUGGAGAAUCAUUCAAAACAUAAGCACACAUAUAAAGGGCUUAGAUAUCUUUCUUAACUAUUAUUUGGAGGUACUCAAAAUUUUCUUGGGUGCCCAAACACAAUAUUUAUGUAAGUUGUUCUCAUGAGAGGAAAGCAAAGGUUUUAUUCAGCAGAUUAUUGUUUAGAGAGAUCUGUUACCUUCUGGAGCAGGUUUUGGCACAGUUUGGACACAUUCUUAAAUAUCAAAAUGAAAAUUUGUCCAAAUUCUGUAGUAAAGGUGGUCUCAUCUUCACCCACAAUAAAUAUAGCUUUAAUGUUCGUUUCUUAGAUUUUGGACUUAUGAACUAGACAUUUUGUUUUGAGAUUAAAUGACAGAAUUAAUGUCUUGGAGAAGAAAAGAGCCGGUCAGAUGUGAAAUUGAGUUUAGAGGAAAUGCCCUAAAAUCGAUGGGCUCUUGUACAAAAUUAUUUGAAAGGAUUCAGAGCAGGUAAAACAGAGCCAAAGACAUCUCUUGACAAUAUAUGUAAAACAAAAGUUUCAAGCGACAAUUUCUAAUUCUAAAGCAAAAUGAC
Molecule: messenger RNA, 1198 nt
Organism: Cryptomeria japonica (Japanese cedar)
Lineage: Eukaryota; Viridiplantae; Streptophyta; Pinopsida; Cupressales; Cupressaceae
Product: iron-sulfur assembly protein IscA-like 3, mitochondrial
Exons: 3
Coding region: 267-668 (133 amino acids)
Biological process (GO): iron-sulfur cluster assembly
Cellular component (GO): cytoplasm; mitochondrion
Molecular function (GO): 2 iron, 2 sulfur cluster binding
Source: RefSeq, a predicted model, not a curated record